Haemorhous mexicanus (house finch) is the source of this 4024-nucleotide messenger RNA. RefSeq names its product protocadherin beta-15-like. The coding region runs from base 222 to 2663 and encodes 813 amino acids. The record is from RefSeq and is a predicted model, not a curated record. The transcript has a single exon. Gene Ontology annotation, molecular function: calcium ion binding. Gene Ontology annotation, cellular component: plasma membrane. Gene Ontology annotation, biological process: homophilic cell-cell adhesion. NCBI's taxonomy places the organism in Eukaryota, Metazoa, Chordata, Aves, Passeriformes, Fringillidae.
ACCAGCACGGAGCAGCCGGGCGGAGGUGGCAGCGGCUGCGGCAGCGAGCGCUGCCCCCUGUCACCGCUGCCGGUACACCCCGGCUGCGUUACGAACAGCCGGCCGGAAUCCCAGCCAGCGAGGGAAGGCGCCCGCCCCGCACUUCGCCGCUCUCCGCGGGGAAUCGCCCGCAACACCCGCCGCGACACCGAUACCGACACCGCAGCAUCCGCCGCCGCGCCAUGGCGCUCGCAAGGCAAGUGCUUUGUGUCUCUGCUUUCCUGUGGCUGCCGCUCGCUCGCGCCGAGCCCAUCCGCUACUCCGUAGCCGAGGAGGCGGAAAGCGGCUCCGUGGUGGGCGAGCUGGCGGAGGAUGCGGGGCUGACGCCGGCGCAGCUCUCGGCUCGCCGCGCCCGCCUGCUCUCGGAGGACGGCCGGCAGCAUUUUCGCUUAGAGCGCGCCUCCGGCCGCCUCGUCGUGGCGGGGAGGCUGGACCGGGAGGAGCUGUGCGCCCAAUCCGCCACCUGCAUGCUCCCCUUCGAGCUGCUCCUCUCCAGCCCCCUCCAGUUCUUUCGGGUCGAGGUGACUCUGGACGAUAUCAAUGACCAUUCGCCAGUUUUCCGGGAAGAUCGAGUCAGCUUUAAGAUCCCCGAAACGAGUGAGUCAGGUUCUCGUUUCCCACUGGAGGUUGCUCGGGACCUAGAUAUUGGUAGCAACACAGUCCAGGCUUACAGCAUCUCUCCCGAGAACGAGUAUUUCAGUGUCUCCUAUGGAAGUCGGAAUAAUGGUGACAAAUAUCUUGAACUUGUAUUGGAAAAGCCACUGGACAGAGAGGAGCAGGAAGAGAUGGGUUUCCGUGUUAUUGCGUUGGAUGGAGGCUAUCCUCCUAGAAGUGGAACCAUCGAGGUCUCUGUUAUCGUUCUAGAUGUAAAUGACAAUGCUCCCAUAUUCACGCAAGAGGGUUAUAGUGGGAAGGUUCUGGAAAACCUGCCAGAAGGUUCUGUGGUUCUGACUGUGCUGGCAACUGAUCCCGAUGCAGGAAUUAAUGGGGACAUCUUUUAUCAGCUCAAUGAAGUGGUUGGUCAGAGUGACUCAGCGUUUGUGAUUGAUCCCAGAACCGGUGAAAUUAAACUCAAAAAACCUCUGGACUUUGAGGCAGCACAAACCCACGAGCUCAGUGUGAGAGCCACAGAUGGUGGAGGGCUGUCAGCAAUCUGCAAAGUGUUGGUGGAGGUGGUAGAUGUGAAUGACAAUGCCCCAGAGCUGGUGGUCAGUUCCUUCAGCAGUCCCCUCCCCGAGAACACAGUGCCCGGCACGGUGGUUGCCCUGUUCACGGUCAGGGACCGGGAUUCUGGUGCCAACGGGAAGAUCUCCUGUGCCCUGGAGGAUCAGCUCUUCUUCUCCCUGCGGCCAGCCUAUAAGAAUUACUACGAGCUGGUGACAGUGAGCGCGCUGGACCGCGAGGAGACGCCUCAGUACAUGCUCAGGGUCACGGCAGCAGAUGCGGGCUCGCCCCCUCUCACAACCACGCAGACCUUCACCGUGGACAUCUCGGACGUCAAUGACAAUGCGCCCGUCUUCAACCAGACCUCCUACACCAUGUACGUGCGUGAGAACAACGUCGCCACGGUGUUUGUAGGAGCCGUGAGCGCUGCAGAUGCUGACGUGGGGCUGAAUGCCAAGGUGACCUAUUGGCUGGCAGCAGAGCAAGGGCCAGAGCGGGCCUGGUGCUCCUGCAUCUCGGUGAACUCGGAGAACGGACACGUGUUUGUGCUGCGGCCCCUGGACUACGAGCACUUGAGGCAGAGCGAGGUGACGGUCAGUGCCUCUGACGCGGGCUCUCCUCCCCUCAGGGCCAACGUCACCGUCCGCCUUGUGGUGCUGGACGAGAACGACAACGCACCGCUCGUGCUCUACCCGGCCCAGGAGAGCAGCCCGGCCUCCAGCGAGCUGGUGCCCGUGUCGGCCGAGGCGGGCUACCUCAUCAGCAAAGUGGUGGCCGUCGAUGCCGACUCGGGACAGAACUCCUGGCUCUCCUACCACCUGCUGAGGGCCACCGAGCCGGGGCUCUUCUCCGUGGGCCUGCAGAGCGGCGAGGUGCGUCUGAGGAGGCCGGUGACAGAGAGAGACAGCGUCAAGCAGAAGCUCCUUGUGCUGGUCAGAGACAACGGGCAGCCCCCGCUCUCAGCCACGGCAGCUCUGAGCGCUCUCCUGCUCAAGGACUUCUCCGACGUGCGCCUCCCUCAGGGCAGCCCGGCCACCGAGGAUCAGGACGCCUCCCUGACCACCUACUUAAUCCUUGCCCUGGUCUUUGUCUCCCUCCUCUUCCUCAUCUCCACCGCAGUCCUGCUGGCUCGCAAGGUGUGCCGGAGGAAGGAGCUGAAGGCCGGCCAUGUGCUCUAUGCUGCCGACACCUUGCAGAGCGGCCUGGCCGAUGCAGCCGCCGCAGGGACCCUGCCCCGCCCCUAUUGCUACGAGAUCAGCCUCACAACGGGCUCGGGCAACAGCGAGUUCAGAUUCCUCAAGCCCAUCCUGCCCAGCCUGCCCCCACAGCACUGCGCCCUGGGCCAGGGCCCCGAUGAGGAACAGGAUUUCCCCGCUGUCCCUGUCAGCACCGAGGACAUGGCCCCAGACAAUGCUGGCACUCUCUCUGCAGGACAGUUCAACGCUCUUUCCUUCAACUAGCUGGGGACUGCACAGGCAGGGGCUUCAUGGCCCAUGUGGGGAGGCGAUCCUCUCUGCAGCAAUGAUUUCUUGAGAGAAAAUAUGCUCCCUAUUGGCCAGGCAAAUUCCUGCAAAUUCUAAGUCUGACUAAAAUUUGUCUUCCUCUCCAAAAACACAAGUUAGGUAAAAAUGUUACUUUGAUUCUCUCCCUCUGAUAAUGGUAUAUUUCUCCUUUGUCACAGCCUUUUGAUAGGCUUUCCUUAUGCACUUCCACCUUUCUCUUGUAUCUCUUGCUGUCUGAACAGACCUUGGACUUCUUGUUCUUUUUACAGCUCGUUGGCACAGUUGCAUAGACAGGUCUCAUGCUUGCUGAAAGGACACAAAGUCCCUUUCCCAGAAAAGCAAGGUGGUUCUCAAUGGUGUGUCAUGAUGCUCUGCUUGCAAACGCAUUUUUCUUUCUGGGAUUCUGGAUGUCUCUGCCUGAGAUGCAUGGGCUCUGUGGGUUGCACUUUCUUCUCAGUAUUUCUGCCUGCAUGGCCAUUGUGCCUCUGCAGAUGUUUCAGUAAUUCUGCCCAGUGAAACAGUGAAUCUGUCCUGUCCAGCCAUUGCAAUGCUGACAAUUCCAGCUCUGCAGAGUAAAAGGCUGUUUUGACCCUAUGAGUACAGGGAUCUCAUCUUCUUCAGGGCAGGCAGGAACAGGAAAAAGCACAACAAAAUCAUCCUUUGGCCCAUGUGUGGGUUUUGUGUUCUGUCCCCUUCAGAUUGUCUUGAAAUACAGCAGCAGGAGAUGUCUUAGGGUAGGCUUUAGAGAGUCAUGAACACAUAUUGAUUGUCCUUGUGUGCAUGAAAAUGUCACAUGUCCUUCAAAGAUCAUUUUCUGAAAAUAGAAACAAGAAGGACUUGAGAACAGGACUUUGAAUUUUGUUUCUCAUUCUUGUUUCUGAAUUCAGUUCUUUCUGUUUGGGAGAAGAAGGCUGUCCCUCUAGGAAUAAAUCCUUUUGUGAUAGAGGGUUUGCAUUCCCAUUUUCGCCCUUUCUUCCUCUCUUCUCCUCUCCUCUCUGCAAUGUACUGAACAUUAUUUUGUUGUUUGCUCUUGAGAAGUUCUUCCAACCCUACUAGAAUAAUUGGUUGUUUAAAUAAUGUCUGAGAUGCAUGGAAUAUCCAGAAAGCCUCCCACACACUAUAUUGUGCUAAAGUUACACAGUUUAACAUUGAAAGCUGCUAAACCACCAAGUUGAACAAUUUAAAAGAAUGUGUAGAAGUGUAAUAAAGGGAAGACCAUACCUCCUUUUGUGGAGACAGAAAUUUUGCAGAUACGUUCUUUACUGGAAAGCUCCUUCAAGGUUUCCCAAGGUUCUGCGAGUCUUUUCGUCACUAUAUCC